Molecule: messenger RNA, 898 nt
Organism: Lactuca virosa
Lineage: Eukaryota; Viridiplantae; Streptophyta; Magnoliopsida; Asterales; Asteraceae
Source: the annotation of a GenBank genome assembly
GUUAAAACCCUGGAAACUAGGGUUUAUAGUUUAGGGAUUUGAUGUUUCAGCUAUAACAACAUCAAUGGAGGGAUUGAAGGUAUCUGAUGCCGAAUUGGUGCUGUAUUUACAUCCCUCAAAGUCCAAAAAUGUGUCUCAAGCCAUCUUCGGUGAACUAAGUUCAAUGCUUUUCAAGUUCAAUGAAACAUUCGAUGGUGUUCUGUUGGCUUACAGUGCUUCUACUCAAAAAGAGUUGGCAAAGAUUCUUCCAGGCUUGAAUCCUUACUUUGGUGUGAGACUACAAGCACAACUCUUACUUUUCUAUCCAAAACCAGAUAUGCUUUUAGAAGGAAAGGUGGUGAAACUUGCAGAACAGUCUAUACACAUUGUUGUUCUUGGUUUCUCAUCAGCAACCAUUAUAGAAGAAGAUAUUCGUGAAGAAUUUAGUUACAAAGUUAAACAUGGGAAGGAAGUAUAUGGUAGCACAGUUAAUAAGCGCCAUAAGAUAGAGAUUGGAACCAUUCUACGUUUUGUUGUCAAGAGUUUUGAUGAGGAAAUACUUCAUAUAUCCGGAUCAUUGCUUCCAAAUCACACAGGAAGUGUUAGCUGGUUGGAUAAACCUGCAGAAGAGGCACAUACUGAGAGUAAUACCAAGAAGAGGAGAGAAGUUGAAAUGCAGAAUGACAAAGUGUCAGAGGAUUCAUUUGCUGAUAAGCAUCGGGUGAAGAAGUCAAAGAAGAAACAACACAGUAGAAAUGGCAUGUGAAAUAUUUUCAUUGAAUUGUUGUGAUUUGUAAGCAAGUAGGUAAUUCUUGAGGGGGUAUAUGUUGGUACAGCAGUAGUUAAAUGAUGAGUUGGAUAAAAUUCAAUGCCAUGUAUGCCAAUUUUUGUAUUGUUGUAGUUGAUGGUAGUCUCCAGC